Aedes albopictus (Asian tiger mosquito) is the source of this 4731-nucleotide messenger RNA. Its product is annotated as thioester-containing protein 1 allele S3. The transcript is spliced from 9 exons. NCBI's taxonomy places the organism in Eukaryota, Metazoa, Arthropoda, Insecta, Diptera, Culicidae. Gene Ontology annotation, molecular function: endopeptidase inhibitor activity. Gene Ontology annotation, cellular component: extracellular region. The record is from RefSeq and is a predicted model, not a curated record. The coding region runs from base 222 to 4292 and encodes 1356 amino acids.
ACGGCACACGACUCGGCACUGGGCUAAAGCUACGCAUUAGUCAUCGAAAUGUCUAGGAUAAUGAUGUCAUUCUUGCACUUAGAAGGUUUAGGUCGAGCUCAUUAAUUUUGAGAGGUUUGCACGACAAGUAUUGACCGACACUGUAAGCUGAUUACGCAGCUUCGAUUAAAAGAACGUGAUUCCAUUCAUCAAGCUUCAGUGUGAUGUGGUAUUAAGAGAAGAUGUGUUCUCUAGUGACUGCCACAUUGUGCUUCUUAGUGCUGCUGUCUUCAACGGCGUAUUCGAACGGUGCAGGUUACUAUGUAAUGUUGGUACCUACCGUGAUUUACGAACAUUCUUCGGUAUCGAUCGGUGUUUCUACUGUGGGAUAUGAGAAAGAUGAACAAUUCCAGGUGAAAUUGCAAAAGAACGACGAUAACAGGAUUUACGAUGUUGCAACGACAGAUAUCCGUCAACGGAAUGCCGCGAAACGAGUUGACAUGAUAGUUCCAGCACUUGAAAAUAUACCAUACCAGUUUACAAUACACGGUCCUGGAAAAAUCGUUGAGAGCAUUAAAGUGGCUACCUCAGAGCAUCCACUUAUACUUCUCAUUCAAACAGACAAACCUCUGUACAAACCAGGUGAUACGGUCAAGUUUCGUGUCUUAGUUGUUGAUCAUUUAACGCGACCAAUCAAGAACUUGGAAAAAAUCAACGUACAACUGAAGGAUAGCAACAACAAUCUUAUAAGAAAAUGGUCCGAGGUAAAACUUCAUCAGGGAGUGUUUCAAUCGCAUAUAGAUUUGGCAAACUUCAUACCUCUUGGCGAGUGGACUCUCAAAGUUAAGCUGAAAGAUGUACAAGAGACGAAAACUUUCAACGUUGAUGAAUAUGUACUCCCACUGCACGAAAUAAACAUUGGCACCUCAAAAAGAGUAUUAAUGCGGGACGAAACGCUGGAACUGAUUAUUGAUGCAAAAUACACUUUCGGUAAACCGAUCAGAGGCGUCAUAUCUCUAGCUUUUGAUGGAGUUCAUCAUCCUGACGAAUAUGAAAUUAACGGGCGGUCAAUAGUCAGUAUUCCCAUGAAGGAUGUAGUAGACGUGAAUGGCAUAAACCACGACGUUUACCGGCUUGAGGUUGACGUUAAUAUAACAGAAUCAGUAUCCGAACAAGUUUACACAGCAAGGGAAGCUAUACAGAUUCACGAACGAUCUCACAAAAUAUGGCUGAACAAAUCUGCUGAAUAUCUCCUGAAUGAAGAAUCGGUUUAUUUUUGGAUUAUGGUCACAGACCCCGAUGGAGUGCCACUGACAAACCCCGGCCCUAUGAAUAUAUCCGUUCUUACGGUACCACUUAAUUGGCAUGACAAUUACUAUCAAUAUUUUGAAAGGAAACCGGAUGAUGAAGGUGUUAUAGAAUUACGAGUUAGGUCUACUCGCUCAACCGAUCGAAUCGAGCUUGAAGUUACUUACGAGGGAGAGCAGCAUAAAUUUAAAGUCCUUCGCGAAAAUCAUCCCGACGAUAUUCAGCCAGCUUUCUUCAAGGCUUCCUUGCUAGUUCGCAAACCCAUUUUGAAUAGACUGGUUGACAUAUUAGUGCAAAGCUCGUUUCGUCUGGAAGAAGUUAUGUGUUACGUGAUAUCACAAGGGCAAAUUUUGUCCAGUGGUAACGUUACCGUCCAAAAGGACCCAAAGAAAAUUAAGAGAACUGCCAAUUUCAGUUUUUUGGCAACAUUUCCCAUGGUACCGGAGGCCAGUGUGCUCGUAUUUACCAUUCACGAAGGAAUGCUUUGGACAGAUGUUAUUAGAUUCAAGGUGCGCGAUCUGAACAAUCAGGUUGACGUCGAAAUUUCCAGCAACCGUACAGAACCUCGAUCUCGAAUCGGUUUGAAGGUGAAAACAAAGCUAGGCUCAGUGGUAGGACUGCUGGCUGUGGACAGGAGCUUGCUUCAACUCGGAACUGGCAAUGAUAUCACUCAGCAGCUUGUACUCGAAAAACUCGGUAAUCAGAGGAUUGAUGAAACCAUUGAUUUGGAGACUUUGAAGUUCGAGAUAUUAACAAAUGCUCAACGCCAAGUAAGAAGUUCAUUUGAAGCUCUUCAGACUGAAGUGGGAAUUUCACCGCGCAUUGGUGAUUUUGACGAAAAAUUUAUGCUUUCUGCUAUGCGCAGAGGUUCUCCUAAUAUUGUUCGUGUUCGUAAAAAUUUUCCCGAGACAUGGCUCUGGACGGAUAUGGCACAAGUUGAUGAUGAUGGAAAUUUGAAACUGGAAUACAUCGUACCGGAUACUAUAACUGGAUGGUCAAUCAGCGCCAUUGCAAUCAACGCGGCCCAUGGAUUGGGUGUGAUAAAAAGUCCAGUGUCCUUAGCCGUACUGAAAUCCUUUUUCAUUACGGUAAACCUGCCGUAUUCGGUCGUGAAAACGGAAACCGCCACCGUAGAAGUUUUUGUACACAACUAUUUAGACCAGUAUCAGUAUGUGACGGUUCGGGUGCAGAACGAAUUUGAAAAUUUCCAGUUUGUCGAUGAAAAUGGUGCAGUUAAAUCGACACUGGAAGAUUCCAAGAUGGUUACGGUAGCAAAAAACAGCGUUCAAAAAGUGACAUUUAUGUUGAAACCAACGCAAACUGGGAACCCUAUCAUUACAGUGCUUGCAGGCAGCGACACCGUGACAGAUGCCGUACAACGCAAUCUACGCGUUACACCAGGUGGUUUGCAGUAUUUCGAUAACAUGCCAGAAUACAUCGAAGUGGACAACUCAUUGGUGUCGUAUAAACCCUUUCAUCUGGCAAUUCCAAGAACUGCCACGAACGGAUCGGUUUCAAUUACCUUAUCAGUUGAAGGAUUUCUGCUGGGAGCAGCCCUAAGCAACCUUGACCAAAUCAUUCGACUGCCAUCGGGCUGUGGUGAACAGAACUUGCUUAAUUUGGUACCAAGUGUAAUUGCUCUGGAGUAUAUGGCCAGCACUGAUAUAUUAACGGAUGCCGUCAAAGCCAAAGCCAUUGGUUAUCUUGAGAAGGGGUACCAAAAUCAAUUGAACUAUAUGUUACAAGAUGGAUCAUUCAGCGUAUUUGGUGAAUUCGAUGGACGCGGAAGUGUGUUCCUAACAGCAUUGGUUGCGAAGAUUUUCAAUUUCGCUAAAAAACAUGUUUUUGUCGAAAACAGUGUUAUUGUGAAAGCAUUCAAUUGGUUGAAGAAGAAACAAUCAGCAGAUGGACGCUUCACAGAGUCUGGACGGCUAUUCUAUAAAGCAUUACAAAGUGAUUUGCAAGAUGGCAUAACCUUGACGGCCUAUGUUCUGAUCGCCUUCCUGGAACACGAAGAACAUGCUAAGAAAUUCUCGGAUGUUGUCAAGAAAGGUACGGAGUAUAUUGCUAAACAAAAAGAUGUGAAUGGAAGCCCAUAUCAACUCGCCUUGGUAGCAUACGUAUUCCAACUUGCAGGGCAUCCAAAGAGCAAAUACUUCUUUGACAAGCUUAUGGCAAUGUCGAAGAGUAACGAUGAUUCAUCGUUGCGAUGGUGGGACAAUGGAUCCACCAGUAUCGAGACUACAGCUUACGCACUGCUGACCUACAUGAGUAACGGAUCAUAUGUAGAUGCGAAGCCCCUCAUGAAGUGGCUCGUGUCUCAAAGAUACGACAAAGGAGGAUACGACAAUACUCAAAACACGUUUGUCGGUCUUCAAGCACUGGCUCAAUAUUCACGCCAAAUGUCUGUGAAGAAACAAAACUACGAUGUCCUUGUAUCCUAUGAUAACGUGAGUCAUCGGUUGCACAUGGAUUCUAAGUCUACGAUAAAUGGUGGCCACAAGCUUGCAAUACCACCGCAUGUACGGAAUAUUGAUGUAAAGGUUGAAGGCACCGGCGGAGGAGUGCUUCAAAUAGCAUACCAAUAUAACAAAGUGGCAUAUGAUAAUAAGCCACGCUUCAAGAUUGAAAAAACGUUAAAAAAAGCUGCUAACGAUAGAAUAGUUCGAAUGCAUAUUUGCGCCGGAUAUGAACCGGAAAGAUUAAUCGAAGUAACUAACAUGGUAUUGAUGGAAGUGUUGUUUCCCAGUGGGUACGUUGUAGCAAAUAAUUUGAUACAACAUCUUAGGGAAAACAAGGAAGUUCGAAAAGCAGAAACGGAAAACAGUGACACACGGUUGAUCUUGUACUUCGAUCCACUGCAGAAAGACAAAAACGUCUGUGUCGAUGUGGAAGCAUCAAGGCGAGCGAUAGUUCUGAACCAGGCUCCAGGCUGGAUCAAACUUUACGACUAUUAUGAUCCCACACGUGAAGCUAUUGAAUAUUUCGAUUUUAUCGAAGACUAAGGCAAAAGCUGGACCUUAGACUAGAGAAAGGAAUUGUUGGAGCUGUUAUACCCGAAUUUAGAUUUUUUACAAAAAAUUCUUCCGAGAAAAUAUUUGAGAGGGUUAGAAGCAAAGGGGUGUAAGUGACAAAAACCCACUUUCGAGUAAAUGAGGUUUAAAGUUUUGACCAAUUUUUCAUCCCAUACAAAAUGUAUGGAGCUUCAAAAUCAACCCAAUUUUCUCUGAUUUAUUGUAAUUUUUCCAAUCAUUGUAGAAACAAUCAUUAAAAAGUUCCUGAAAGUUUGAAAUCUGAAAAAUUUUAUGAUAUGCUCAGCUCAAAAUCGACAAAAUGGUCACUUACACCCCUUUGAUUCGGGGCCCCUCAUUUAGCUUUUUUCAACUAUGUAUGAGAAGAUCUAAAAUCACCCCAAUGUCCUUCAAUAUAUGUAUUACAAUCUUU